Molecule: messenger RNA, 2386 nt
Organism: Lagopus leucura (white-tailed ptarmigan)
Lineage: Eukaryota; Metazoa; Chordata; Aves; Galliformes; Phasianidae
Gene: ANKRD55
Product: ankyrin repeat domain 55
Exons: 11
Coding region: 302-2281 (659 amino acids)
Molecular function (GO): protein binding
Source: RefSeq, a predicted model, not a curated record
GCGAGCUGCAGCAUCUCUCGGAGAUGCUCACAGACAAAUUCACUCACUGGAGGUGUUCUGUAAAAGCUAAGCUUCCAGGGAUGUCAUUUUAAGAGCACAGCAAACAGAUUAUACUAUUCCCAUCAGGCUGGUGAUAAUGUCCUUGCCCUGACAACAACUUGAAGACAUAAAGCAAGUUUAAUUCUCUGACAAGAAGGUUGGGAACAGCUACCAUUGUUUAUAGUAAUAUAUGGGAUUCCUCCUCGACAACCCCGGAGGUGGUGUUUGCCCAGUCCGGUUGCAGAUAUUGAGGUAGACCACAAUGGAUUUCAGUUCCUCAUCUGUAUUUGACCAGCACAAAGGUGAUGCAGCAGAAGAGACUGACUUGACUGUGGUUUACCAGGCGGCAGCUAACGGUGAUGUGAACACACUGACUGCAGUCAUUCGAGAAGAUCCCUCCAUCCUGGAGUGCUGCGACAGUGAGGGUUGCACACCUCUGAUGCAUGCUGUGUCAGGGCGCCAGGUCGAUACAGUGAAGCUUUUACUGAAGAUGGGAGCCAAUAUUAACACACAAGAUGCAUGUGGACGUACCAGUUUAUCUCUGGCAACUUAUCUGGGCUGGUUGGAAGGCUGUGUCAGCCUGCUCAGAAAUGGUGCUAAGCAAAACAUACCUGAUAAAAACGGGAGGCUGCCACUACACGCUGCUACUGCAGAGCCCGACGUGAGGCUUCUGAACGUGCUCCUGCAGCAGUCAAAUCUUAGCGAAAUUAAUCAUCAGGACAAUGAGGGAAUGACUUCACUCCACUGGGCAGCUUUCCACAACAGGCCACAGCAUGCACAGACCCUGCUGCACAAGGGAGCAGACCUGACUUUAGUGGAUAAAGACUUCAAAACCGCUCUGCACUGGGCUGUACAGACUGGCAACAGGAUUCUGUGUUCCAUCAUCUUGGACCACUACCAAGGACCAUCAAUAAUAAACUAUGAUGAUGAGAACGGCAAAACUUGUAUGCACAUUGCUGCUGCUGCAGGCUACAGUGAUAUUAUCAGCCAGCUGGCUAAAGUCCCGGAGUGCAACCUGCAGGCCCUUGAUGUAGAUGACAGGACACCUUUGCACUGGGCUGCAGCAGCGGGGAAAGCUGACUGUGUGAAGACACUUCUAGAGCUGGGGAUAGACAGCAGCCCUCGAGACAUCAAUGAAAACACUCCUCUGACAUAUGCAAUGUACUGUGGUCACACUGCAUGCAUUAAGCUGCUGUCUCAGGAGAACAGUAGAUCGGAGUUAGUUCAUCAGUUUCCCUCUCAGAACAAUAAAAUCCUAAAGAAAGAAGGAAGAUUCAGUAUGCUGAACCACAUCUUCUGCAAAAAGAAAAAAGAAAACCAGAAAACCAUUCAGAAAGACAAAAGCAGAGACCAAUAUGCUACAGAGGAGACCUCCGAAGUAGACGACAUCAUCACCACUUUUGAUUGCAUUGUGGAUACAAGCUGCAAAGACAUUCCAGAUGAGUGUGUGACCACUACUGACUUUAAAAGAAGGACCACAGACACAAAGUACCUUAUACCAGAAAAGAAGCCAGCAGAAUGUCAUGGACUUCUGCCCAUCAGAACCCAGAGCCUCCCCCCAAUCACUGCCAGCAAUUCCUUCCUAACUGCCGCCCAGAGCACAACAUCAAGCAUGUCCUCCAGGACCAGCACUCACCAUUUUGCACACAAGUCUCAAAAGAGUAGGAGUGAACAUGACUUGCUGGAUCACAGAAGCAGCUGCCAGUCUUUGCUGGAUAAGCCUUGGAAUACAAAAUCUAACCAAAUACUCUCCUAUAAAGCCUGUACUAGAACUCCGUCAGACAAAGAGAUAAAUGGCUUAAACUCUGAUACAUCCCACCAUGUGCAUUUGUGCCCUCCCCACCUUCCCUCACUUCCUAGUUCUCCAUCAGGUAAAAAUUUUCAGAAGAUAUCCAUAGACCAACCCAAAAUAAAAGAACUUACUCCUGUGAGGAGCAGUCUGGCUCCUAUACCCAACCACUGUGCUCACAGAUCUCAUCUACCACCUCAGGGUGCUAAGAAGUUUAUAUCCCUGCCUUUAAAUUCCCUAAGGACUGGAGCAGUUGUUCUCCCACCAGUGCCACCCUCCAGAUCUCAGAAAAGGGGACAUUCUCACAAUCAUUUGCUAUAUUCUUUCUUGCCUAAUCUAUCAGGAGAGCCUCUGAAACCAAGCCUUGUCCUACCUGCAAUCCCAAGCCAGAAGAGAUCCAACCCUGCAGAACAGCUUGAAAAAUUCCUCACCAACCCAGACGCUGAAAGUUAACUCAUUGCAUUGGCCUCAAACACAUCAGCUGAAAUAUAUCUCAGCUUGUUACAAGAUAAGUAUAUAGUAAAAACUCAUUAAUUUGUGCUAAUGAUGCUCUUGUAA